AAUGUGUGAGGUGACCUCAUCUUUCAAAGUAUUUGCAGGGAAGUGAACAUCAUGCCUGAAGACUGUGGCACAUCUUUGAGGAAGUGUGGGAAAUAGAUACUUCUCAAGCCAAACCUGGUCGGGGAAGCACCAUGGCCUGUGCCAAAAUUGACAUGGACAUCCAUGAAGCAGACGUGGCGCCACACAGAGCCGGUUUGGCAGAGCCGCCAUUAGUGCGAUGUUACCAGGCUACAGAGCUUGUGCCAGACAACAAAGGGCCGCUGCAUGACCUGCUUCAGAAACAACCUGCUGUGUUGGGGUCACUGCAGAUAAUGAGCGGUCUCCUCAGUGUUGGACUGGGAAUUCUUUUUGCAGCAACUCAGGGGAUGGAAGAGUCCCUUUUCACUCUGUUCAGAGUUUCCCCCUUAACUGGAACACUCUUUAUCAUGGCUGGAGUUGUUUCCAACCUGUUGUUCAAAUAUCCAGUAUUACUAACUGUGUCCCUAAUGGUAAACUGUGGCUGUAUUAUUGUAGCUGUAGUUUCAGCAUGUCUGAUAAUUGUUGACCUGGUUCACUGGAGUUUAGAAAAUGAUCAGCAUUUGAGGAUGGAAGUGCUGGAACUUUCUGUAUUGGGGCUCGAGGUAUUUCUCUCUGCAAUCCUCUGCUUCUGGUUCACUAAAGAGAAACGUGCCAAAGCCCCAUAAUCAAGCUGAUGAGUAAUUUGAGAAGAAAUAAAUUAAAAAUAACUUUCUAUAAAGAGGACCAGGGGGCUGUAAAUAAGUGCUCAAAAGAAGUCAGGGGACUGCAUUAGUAGACCUUUUGUUUGUUUUUUUGUAUAUCAAGUGUGGCUUUCUGUUCUGUCUCGAUUGCCUGUCAGAACUGAAACCCCUGCUUAACAGCCCUGGGCAGUGGUCUGCGUCUGAUCUUUAUCUCGGACUGAGAACACAAGAAUUGUGGUAAAUAAAUGUCAGCUUCUCUCAUGUGACAGAAAAACCACUCUACAUCCUCCUCAAGCUCUGCGUCUCUUUGUGUAACGGUAGUAGUGCCCCCAUAGUGCUGCUCUGCGCUGUUGGUGUAUCUGCAAGUCUCUGGGUGUGUGGUUUGACACUUGUGCUUUGGUAUCAGUGGAAAUAUCUGCAACGUUUUCAGCAGCACUCACACUUCCAGCUGGUUUCACAUACAGAAAGCUUUACUGAGCUAGGAAGGAUUUGUAUGUUAUGGGCGUUUGCCACAGGUGAAAAAUACUACUCCUUUCAGACUUUAUUUUGGCAAAGAAGCAAAUACAACAUGUUUUAAACAUUUUAAUCAUCUGUACAAACAUGUCACAACAGAUAACAAAAGAAAACAAAAGACAUAUGACAGUACAAGUUGUCUGGAUUGAUCUUCUUGCUAUUUUUUUGUUUCUUUUGUAAAACACAUAUAAAAACUCAUCUACAAUAUAAACAUUGAUUCAUACCUAGUUCAUUAAAACAAAUGUACAGAUCACUGACAUACCAUCAUGGCAGUGUGUAUUAUGUGUUCAUUUCCAAUUUACAGUAUUAUAAUGACCUGUGUGGUUGAGCUUUAUCCAUUAAAAGUCUUAGUGCUGUGAAGAUUGACUCCUCUUAUUUUCAUCUUGUCCUGAUUUACAAGCUGCUGUUGCAACAAGUAGCAUUCAGCUUGAGGACUUCACAGCUAUGAAGAAAGAAGGAAAACACAAGAAAGGAGAUUUAGAAAACAUAUUUUCUACACAUUAUGCACUUAAAUUAUUUUACUUGAGUCAGCAUGCAAUAUAAAGAAUGUCAGUCAAAUAAAGGGCCCAUUUUAACACAUUUAAGGUGUAAAAUGGCAUUAUACAACACAUUUUAAAGAUUAUAGAUUUUGUCAAACCAAUCAAUUGGUUACCCUAAAGUUGUAAAACUUCCAGUAAUGACUGGGCAUCAAUGUUGCUUACAAGAUCAAGGGGGCAAUCAGAUUAGGUAUGGAAGAUGUAGCAAGUAAUACAGACAUGUCUGAUUUAUGUUUUUUAACUUUCUUAACCCAGUGGUUUUCCAACUUAUAUCCAGGUGUUUUUAUUUUAAAUGUUUUACAAAGAAAAGGGGUAUACAACAUGUAUUUUUAGUGCUGAAGCGGUUGUUAUUGUUAAAAUAUGUACAUACAUAAAGUCUUUUAUACUUAUUUAAAAUAUUUUAGUCCAUAACAAUGCUAUAACUUUAUUGUUGCUGGUUAAAAUGUUUAAAAAAAAAAGUAAAAAGUAAGACCGAAGAUUUAAGAGAAGUACAUUUAAUGCAUUAAAUGUCAAAAACCUACUUUAAACUUUAUCAAAACAUUUAAAGGAGCAAACAGUUGUUUCUUUACUCUAUUUGUAUUUUUUGUAUUUAAGACUUUUGAGGUCCUACUGGUUAAAAGUUGACCAUGAUUUUUAAAACACUAUAUAUACAUGGGAAAUAAUA
Messenger RNA from Etheostoma cragini (Arkansas darter), 2411 nucleotides. RefSeq lists its product as uncharacterized. The coding region runs from base 132 to 683 and encodes 183 amino acids. The transcript has 6 exons. The record is from RefSeq and is a predicted model, not a curated record. Lineage: Eukaryota; Metazoa; Chordata; Actinopteri; Perciformes; Percidae.